UAUGAACUAAUCUUAAGUGUUUAUCUAUAUAUAUCGUAUGGAUUCGUAACUUGUUAAUUUCAGGUUUAAAUUUUCUGUGCACAGACUACAUUCUUAUAUUGAUUUAAUAAAAUAAAACAAAAUUUAAUGUGAAAAUAUGCUGCGAUGUAUAUUUAAUAUCUUAAUCAUCAUACUUGGUACCGGAUCUUGUUCUGGUUUUGAUAUAUUUCAUUUCCACGAUUACUGUGGGAAAACCAUAACCAACUACGCUGGAGAACUGAGGUUUGAUGCGGAAAAACUCCCAUCAUAUUUACCAGGGGGGAAAUGUAGUGUUUCCAUAAUGCUACAAAAAGCUUUGUUUCAUUCAAAGACAUACGCAUUGUUCUACUUUACAAAGUUUGAUCUAUCCAGCUUUUGUAAGAUAACCAAUGUUUCUAUAGUUGAUGGCAUUCCAGAGAGUGGAGCACAUAUAAAAGGUUUACCUCCCUUUAUUUGCGGACAUAAUAAAACGCUUGAAAAUACAGACAGCGUUUUCAAAACAAGGAGCGACAAGUUGACAGUUACGCUUAAACGAAGUAACAAUGCACGGCUUUUCUAUGGGAAGUUCAGCAUGAAAUACGUACAGUUUAGUCUCGGAACUUGUAACGGCCAAGGUGUAUACAAAUGCUCAACUGGAUGGUGUAUUCCAAACGUGUACCGUUGCUCUAGUGAUAUAAACGCGUGCGGUGAAAAACAGACAGGCUGCAAUGACGAAGGAGAAGUUGCUGUCAGUUUCUCAGAUAAAGUGCUAAAUAUAUUAGAGAAUGUACUGUGGAUAGGAGGUGCUGUAUUCGGAAUAUGUACCUUUCGAUUCUUUUACCGAAAAUAUCGAAAAAGGUCAAGCCCAGCACAAUUAUCACUAUAUGGAGGCCCGGCAAAUGAGAAUCGACGUUCGUCUUUUAGAGCACAUGCUGUUCAAGCCAACCCUUUGCCGACGGAGCAAAUGCCAUUAUCCACAGUAGAAGAGCAACACGAUAUCAUGCAACUGUGUACUGCUGGAACCCUUACAGAUAUAAACACAUAUGACUCCUCAAACUGCAGGAAUUCAUUCCAUGAGACAAGGAACAGUGAUUCUGAUAUAGACUGCAAUAACAUUUCGUCGCGUGAUGCAGAUUUAACGUCACUCGAAUACAAUACAACAUCAUGCUUAGACCCUCCUCCGAGCUAUGAGGAUGUUAUGGCACAACCGCAAAACUAUAAAUGAGCAGCACCAUGAAACAAUCAACAUAGUGGCUUUGCGACCAGCAUGGAUCCAGACCAGCCUGGGCAUCCGCGCAGUCUGGUCAGGAUUCAUGCUGUUCGCUUUCAAAGCCUGUUGCAAUCAGAGAAACUGUUAGCGAACAGUAUGGAUCCUGACCAGACUGCGUGGAUGCGCAGGCUGGUCUGGAUCCGUGCUGGUCGCAAAGCCACUAUGUUGGUUUUCUCAUGGCGCGGCUCAAAUAACUUGAUUACAAAUGCAAUACAAUACAAUACAGAUAUAUAGCUCUUAAUAUGCUCAGAAUAAGCUUCUAAUGCGCUUUACGAAGUCUGAUCAUCUGAACAUCAAAUCGAGUGAUAACUUAGGUGUAAUAGAACAUUGAGAACAGAUGUGUCUUAAGACAACAUCUAAAUUCAUUUUCCUCUCUAAUUUGUCUAAGUUUGUCAGAUAGCUUAUUCCAUUAUUUUGGUCCUACAUUUUGUAUCACCACAAAUGAACUAUCUGCGUAACAAGUUCUUGUUCUGGGCGUUGGCAGAAGUGAUGAUUUUUUUUAUAUCUUAAACCAUAUCCACAUUGAACAGGUUUAAUCAUGUUCUGCAGAUAAAUUGGCAGUUUCCACAACACAUGUAAAAACAAGCACAAGAGCUUUAAAGAUAAUUAUAGCUCACACGGGAAGCCAGUGUAAAGCUUGGAGAACCGGUGUAAUAUGUUCAUAAUAUUGAGUUUGCAUUUCUGUUCUUGCGGCAUGGUUUUGUACUUUCUGAAAUCUGUCUAACUGAUAUUCCGGAAUAGCCGUAAACAGGCCAUUUCAAAAAUCUAGAUGUGAAUGUAUUAAUCUAUGUACCAAACUUUCUAUAUUCGUUUGUUAAAUAGCCUCUAAUACCAUUCAGUUGAUUCAAUUGGUAACGGACAAUUUGGUUUUUAUUUCUAGCGUGACGAUCAAAGUUGAAGUCAUUUUCAAUCAGAAUACCUAAAUCUCUUAGUACAUGACCAACACAUUUUACUAGAACUCUACCAACCUCAACAGACGAGGUAUUUAGUUUUGAAAGUUAAUGUUUGGUUUCUUAGAUCAUAACUUCUGUUUUAGAAUUGUUCAUUUUGAAUUUGUGAUUUUUCAUCCACAUUAUAACAUCCUGAAGACACUCA
Messenger RNA from Mercenaria mercenaria, 2362 nucleotides. RefSeq lists its product as uncharacterized. The record is from RefSeq and is a predicted model, not a curated record. Lineage: Eukaryota; Metazoa; Mollusca; Bivalvia; Venerida; Veneridae. The coding region runs from base 137 to 1222 and encodes 361 amino acids. The transcript is spliced from 5 exons.